Solenopsis invicta (red fire ant) is the source of this 3290-nucleotide messenger RNA. RefSeq lists its product as uncharacterized. The coding region runs from base 562 to 1542 and encodes 326 amino acids. The record is from RefSeq and is a predicted model, not a curated record. NCBI's taxonomy places the organism in Eukaryota, Metazoa, Arthropoda, Insecta, Hymenoptera, Formicidae. The transcript has a single exon.
UAUCCAACCUUCUUGCGAUAAGUUGAUACAAAAUUUUAAGGUUAUAGUUGUACAUUAAUAGAUAUGUUCGUGUUGCUUGAAUUUUUUGCAUGUGAAAGAGCGUCUCGCGCAGAUUGACCCCAUUCAUAUUACCCGCCAUAACAUGAUGGCGCACCGUAGAGAAUUAACGCACUAGCCUCGAACCCCGAACUCGCUGAUUGGUUGCUUGAGUUAGAUGCAUUCGCCCCCUAGGGCAUCGGACGCGAAGACUUACUCGUGGUACUUGCGUGAUGGAGAUAAGAAGCUCUUGUAACAAGAACGAAUAAAUACUUGUGAAAACGAUAAACGAGUUGAAUACUUUUACAGUUCAGAAGUGGGAUAAAUACCCAUCGGUUCACUCAGUGCUCGUCCGUCUCGGUCGACUUAUAAACGAGUCGGCAUAUUCAAUCGUUUUCUUUUAUUUUUCUCUUUCUUCCGUCUGCGAAGUUUUUCCCACGCGAACGGACACACGUGCGCGUCCACGACACGUCAGUUAGUGUUUCGUCAACGAUUGUUUGGUACGAGAUUUCUCACGAAGAUCCCAUGGUGAUUACCCGUUCAGGGACUACAACUAUGCGUCGAGAAGAUCUAGAAAAGUUCUCUGACGCCGAGCUUCACGACGAGCUUGUCAAAGCGGGAAUUCCCCUCCAUGAAAGCAGACACGCGAGUAUAGACCACUUCUUAGCAUUUUACGAAAAAAAGAAAGUUCCAAGCAGAGCAAAAAAUGCUGACGAUGUGGCGGUCGGCGGAAUCUACACACAGGAUAAAGCCCCAUCCGGAGAUAUACAUAAAGGUACGUCAGAUCUUUCCUUAGAAGAAAAAAUUAAUUUUAUUUUUAAAAUGUUAGAGGAAAAGGACAGAAAAGAAGAGGUUCUCCCACCACCUAACGCGCCGAGUCUGUUCUACACGCAACAAACGGCACCGGUACCAAAUUUGUUUUUCAGCGCAGCGGCGUCCUCGCCGUUUGCGUCGGUGGUGCCCAACCUGGACUACCUAACGGCCGGCUCAAGUGCAUUUUUCGACACUGCCUCUAAUUCUCACGGUAGGAUCCCUAUGCCGCCUGGAUUUUAUCAGUCGUCACAAGCCUCUCAGGGUCCUACAGUGACCACGAUGCAAGGUUUCCCCACGGUUUCGCCAGCACAAAUGGUGAAUCUACUGGUAUCGCAACUGCCUACGUUCUCUGGUACAGAGGAUGAUGACGUAGAUACAUGGAUUAAAGAGGUGGAAUUCGUAGCAAGACUGCAUGAGGUAAAUGAAAAAGUAUUGAUCCUGGCUGCCUCACAGAAAUUACAAAAAACUGCACGAGAAUGGUUUGAUAUGGACCCAGGCCAUAUAAUAAGUUCAUGGCAAGCAUUCAAGGAGGCCCUGUCUCGUCGCUUCCAUCGACGCAUCCCAUUCAGGGAAACGAUGCAAAAAAUCGAAGCCAGACGAUGGAAUUUCGGAAGAGAAACGUUCCAAGAUUACGCAAUGGCAAAAUCAAAACUAUUGCAUCCUCUACAUCUUCCUGAUAGAGAGUGCGUAUAAUACCUGGUGGCCGGUAUAUCCAAUUUUGCUGUGCGCGCUUCAACAGCCUCUCUGAGAGUCAAUUCAGUCGAUGACUUUCUAGACCAAAUGAGAUACAUCACGAGUGCCUGCGGUACAAAACACUCUCCACCGUCUGUACGCAGCGAACAUUUAAAGGAUCAGAAGGAGAGAUCUAGCACACUCUCCAAAAGCACAACGUCGUCAUCACCAAAGAAGAAUAGGGACGUCAUCUGUGUGUAUUGCAAGCGACAAGGUCAUUCCAAAGCAGAGUGUUACAAACUAAAGAAGAGGGAACAACAAAACAAGACUUCGCCAGGGACAUCAACGCAAGUGGCGUCAAUAGAUAUUGAGGAACCUACAGAGUCUGCUUCCAUUAAAGAGGAUCCUGCGGUUGGCUGCGUAAAAUCAUCUCGCCCUCUAACUAUAAGUAACACUACGGUAGAAAUUACUUCCGUCAAUAAUCAGAAAUGCAGCAUGAUUGCACUCAUUGAUACGGGCUUUCCGGUCUCAUUCUUACAGGAAUCAGCUUAUAAAUUACUUCUUGGACAAAAUACAAAAUUAGAAAAAAACGAAACUCUUCAAUUUCAAACCUUAAACGAUUCAAAAGUUAUCGUACACGGGAAAAAGGAGCUCGAUUUUAAUUUGCAAAUUUCUCCUAAAGUUUUGUAUCAUGCCACAUUUCACAUUAUUAACCAAACAUCUUGGCCUACGCAUGUUAUUCUAGGCAGAGAUUUUUUGUUACAAAACAACCUUACUCUCGUUUAUAAUCCAGCUAACCCUUCCUGCAAAGAACGGCUAGAACUAAUUAAUGAGGUUGCAUCCGCGGAUAUUUUAACACACGAUGAGAAUACGAUACCUAUCAUUAAUUCCGAUUUUGGCCCACAUGUCGAUAAUUUAGUACACGAUAUUAUUCUAGAAGUAAAAAAUAGAACUGUUGCCAAACCUAAAGAUGAUUAUUAUGUCACUAUCAAAUUAAAAGACGAAAUUCCUUUUUCAUAUCCGGCUAGACGUUUCGCAUGGUCUGAGCGACAAGAAAUUGAUAAAAUAGUACAAGACUUAUGCUCACGUGACAUAAUACAGGAGUCCUCAUCGCCUUUUUGUUCGCGUAUUGUUUUAGUCCGAAAAAAAAUGGUAAGCCUAGACUUUGUGUGGACUUGCGUCCACUAAAUGCCAAAGUUAUCAAGCAACAUUUUACGUUCCCUAUCAUGGAAGACUUAAUGGCACAAUUAUCCGAUAAAUUGGUACUAACCGUUCUGGAUAUUGUUGCAGGUUUUCAUAAUGUUAAGGUUCACCCGAACUGUACUAAAUAUUUCUCAUUCGCCACACCUAGUGGACAGUUCGAAUAUAAAAGACUCCCCUUCGGUUACUGCGAAGCGCCAGCUGAACUUCAACGCCGCAUUAUUAAUAUCUUACAACCGCUAAUACGCGAGGGAAAAGUAUUAAUAUACAUAGACGACAUCUUUAUUGCCACAAACACAGUGGAAAAAAUCUACAGUUUUUUAAGCAAGUUCUAAUUGCACUCCAUGAUAAUUCUUUUGAAGUAAACUACGAAAAAUGUCAACUUUUUAAAAAACGAAUAGAAUAUCUUGGUUAUAUAAUUGAUAAAGACGGUAUCACGCUAAGCGAAAGGCAUACUACCGCCAUAAAAAAUUUUCUAGUGCCACACAACGUACGUGAAUUGUAACGAUUUUUAGGACUCAUUAACUAUUUCCGAAAAUUUAUAGCGAACAUAGCAAUACUCGCCAAUC